ACAACCACACUCGCUAUGCCUGCCGUCCUCAAAGGCACUGUGCCCCCACCACACUUGCAACUGACCACUUCUUUGCCGUGGUCAACGUACAAUUCGCACUGCUACCCGCCCACCUCUUCACCCGGCCCAAUGACCCCAGAGUCCCUAAACUCUUACGCCACACGCCUACACGACAGCCCGCUCACCUCCCAGGACACCCCAGUGCCGACUUCUGCGCCUGGGUGGUUCACCCCUUCUGGUUCCGCCAUGGACACUCCGCAUGAGAACACUUUCGGCACAUUCGCAUAUAACCAGUCCUACGUAACACCACAUCCAUCAUCUGCCGGUCCACUAUCACCUCAUCAUCAUCAAAUAUCCCAAACACAGGCUCUCGACGUCGCAUUAUCAGGACCUUCGAGUAUCGAGAACCCAGCAGGCAACUAUUCACCAGUAUCACCCUGCUCCCAAGGCUCCGACACCAUGCUGCCUGCAUUGACUGCCCACUCCAAACCUCCAUCUCCAGAUGCCUCUGGUCAGAUGUCCACUGGUCCAACUCCAAUGCGCCCACGAAGCAGCCCCGGGGAGUACCAGCCUUGGGCAGUGAAUGGUCUCAACAAUCACACUCCCAACAUGCCCCCACUCUUCUACCCCAGCUCCAAUUAUUCAAGCCACCACAGCCCAAGCUUGAGCGAACCGACUUUGGAUUUUCCCAGCGACCUGACUGCCCUACAAAGCCGUCGUCUAUAUGCUCCUAUUGCGCCUCACCCUCGUUUCCCUGGGACCAGUGCACCCAAGCGAGCUCGCGAGGAUGAAGAAGAGCCUUCUGAACAGUCUAAGCGAAGGAGACGGUCAGAUUCAAACACUUCAAGCACGAUAGAGCUUGGCGAAGAGGAUCGUCUCCUCAUCCGACUCAAGGAUGAGGAGAGCAUGCCUUGGAAGGAAAUCGCUGCCCGCUUCCAGUCUGAUCUUGGCAAAUCCUAUCAGAUUCCUGCGCUGCAAAUGCGAUUGAAGCGGCUACGAGAGCGCAUGCGAGUAUGGACGGAGACUGAUAUCAAGGCACUCCGAUCGGCGCAUGAUUACUGGGUGCAAAACAAAUUCGAUAUCAUUGCACAAAAGAUGCUCGAGUUUGGCGCAACGGAGAAAUGGACAGCACGGCAAUGCGCGCGCAAGUGGGCAGAAAUUGACCCAGGCCCAACCCCUUACACCACUUACGCGACAUACGAGCACCAAGUCCCCACCUCCUACCCACCAUCAUACGCCAUGAGUCCCGUAGAACCGCAUCACUUCAUGCCCUACGUGCCGAUUCAACAAUAGACAUACGGGCCACCUUACUCUUUCUUGUACAUCCUUGUUACAUAACGCCUCGAGCUAGCAUCGGGCACUUGAUCUUUUCGUUC
This is a messenger RNA of Periconia digitata, 1376 nucleotides long. Lineage: Eukaryota; Fungi; Ascomycota; Dothideomycetes; Pleosporales; Periconiaceae. The record is from the annotation of a GenBank genome assembly.